CAAUAUGAAGGUCUUAGUCUCGCUCUACGUCUUUGUGCCCCUGCUGGUACUGGCCACAGCAGAGGAGGAGGAAGUCCUAGAUUCUAUCCUGAGAGACAGAUCUCACAUUGAGGAAACUCUACGGCUCGCAGCGGAUGACGAAGCAGGAGACUAUGCUGCUGCUUUGCAGAGACUGAGAAAGAUCUACCACAAUUCCAUCAGGCCCAUGGAACAUGCCUACAAGUACAAUGAGCUCCGGCAACAUGAGAUCUCAGCCUAUCCAGGACGCACACUGGGGGAUUCGGCAACAGAUGGAGAAAUCACCUCAAAACCCAUGGUGCUGUUACUUGGACCCUGGAGCGUGGGCAAAUCCUCCAUGAUCAACUAUCUGUUGGGUCUGAAGGACACUCCCUACCAGUUGUACACAGGUGCUGAGCCCACUACUUCAGAGUUUACCGUCAUCAUGCACGGCGAAAAGAUCCGCACGGUGGAGGGCAUAGUCAUGGCUGCUGACAGCUCUCGCUCCUUCUCCCCUCUAGAGAAGUUUGGCCAGACCUUUUUGGAGAAGCUUGUAGGCAUCGAGAUGCCCCACAAGCUCCUGGAGCGGGUGACAUUUGUGGACACACCUGGAAUCAUUGAGAACCGCAAACAGCAGGAGAGAGGCUACCCAUUCAACGAUGUGUGCCAGUGGUUUAUCGAUCGAGCAGACCUGAUUUUUGUGGUCUUUGACCCCACCAAGCUAGAUGUUGGCCUGGAGUUGGAAAUGCUCUUCAGACAGCUAAAAGGUCGAGAGUCCCAGAUCCGUAUCAUCCUCAAUAAGGCCGACAGUUUGGUGACCCAGGAUCUCAUGCGCGUCUACGGCGCUCUCUUCUGGAGUCUGGCACCCCUCAUUAAUGUGACCGAACCACCCCGCGUCUAUGUCAGCUCUUUCUGGCCCUAUGACUAUGCCUCCGACACCAGCCUUGAACUCUUCAAACGUGAAGAAAUAUCUUUGCUAGAAGACCUGAACCAAGUGAUCGAGAACCGGCUGGAGAACAAAAUCGCCUUCAUACGACAACACGGCAUCCGUGUCCGUAUUCAUGCCCUCUUAGUGGAUCGCUAUGUACAGACCUUCAAGGAAAAGAUGACCUUCUUUAGUGAUCCUGAACUGGUGUUCAAUGAGAUCAUAGAUGAUCCCGACAAGUUCUACAUUUUCAAGUCUAUUCUGGCAAAAACCAACGUCAGCAAGUUCGACCUGCCAAACCGGGCUGCUUACCGCGACUUCUUCGGGAUCAACUCAAUUAGCAGCUUCAAGCAACUCUCUUCUCAAUGCUCCUACAUGGGUGGUUGCCUGCUGGAGAAGAUAGAGAAGGCCAUCACCCACGAACUACCAGGCUUGCUCAGCAGCAUCAACUCCGGAAAGAACCCGACUCUGUCCUCUUGCGAGGCCACUGGUUGUGGGGAGAAGCCUAAGAACCGCUACCGGCGAAACUGAGAGAAGAUAGAGGUGGAAGGGAGAUUGAGGAGGAGGAAGAGUGCAAGAAUGGAGGGGAUGUGGAGUAAACAAACAGAGGAAGAGCAGUAGAGCCAUUCCUGCCCUUGCCGCAGGUCCGAGUCAAUGGAGACGGAUCUCAAGGGACUUUUUUUCAGAAAAACUAAGAGGUUGUGUGUUGGGAAAGUUUGAGGGAAGGGGACUCAGGGUUUUGGGUAGAGGGAGUUGAGGUGGAGCUACUUCUGAAUGUGAGGGGAGUUUGCCAAAAAUAACUCUCCUCUCUUUCCGCAAUACUUUUAUAAACUAUCCACAGUUUUGGAGGGAAAAUGCGUAUGCACGUAAAACAAAAUGGCUGACACACACUUAAAACAUGUAAACAAAAUUGCUAAAAUAAAAUAUCCAGUGACUGAAAAUGUGUUGCAGCUGUGAAUGUAUGCUAAAAUGAACUUUGCUUGCAGAUGUUGUAUCCAAAAAAACAUAAGCUUGUAAUUUUUUCAACAUAUUGCCCAUACAGUAGCCUAUACAGUCAGUUCCCUGGUUGUACAUUUUUAUGAUGUCUUUAGCACUGAUUUCAUCACUUUCAUUUGUUAGUAAAUAUGGAUUUUAUUUCGCUCUCUCUUAUGAGAUAUUGAUAAGCUAAGUCUCUGGGUUUUACAGAAAUCAUUUUUACACGGCAUGGUAUAGGAGAAAGAAGAUAUUGAAGCUGCGUUUGAUUUCUCUCACACAUUUCCAUUCAUCCACUUUGUAUACAGCCAAAAGGCCAAUCUUUUCAGAAUUCCCCAGUUAAAGUCAAGGGUAUACUGUGUUUAUCCACGUGCUUUUACAUCUCACGGACAGUCUAGCGCUCUAGCCUUUCAAAGCAUGCCUCAAAAGAUGACUGUGUGGCUGCGUGGAAGCGUUCGCCAUGCUAUAACUGCUUUGUGAGGCUCUUUAUGCCCAAAGUAUACCACGGUUUUAUGCUAGUGUAUGAAUACAGUCAAAGAAACCAACUUAUUAUUCUUCAUUUGACCAUGUGAGCGUAUACAGGUGGACAGAGUACAAACAUCUAGACAAAUCAUGCUGUGCACGUACAGUGCUCGUGUACCCUACUUGUGAUUCAUUUUACGUCCUUCACCCUCUUCACUUUGGGCUGAACGCAGAAUUCAAUAUUUCACGUGAGAUGUAGCGGCAAAUGGAAAACCAAAGAACACUUUCGCCUUAAUAGCCAGGUCUUAUGUGAUGGUAGGUUCUUUGCGUGGAAGAAUGAUUAUAACUCUAGAUGACUAGAUAUUAUUCAGAAGUGUUUAGGGUGAGUUUAUGUACAUGUAUGCUUUAUGCUUUUCAAAUCUGUUUGCCUCAGUCAUGAUGUAUGGUGAAUCGAGUAAUACUUUGACUUCUCUGUGAAAAUGGGCAAACAUUUUCUAUGGGAGCGACUUAUAGCAAUAAAAGUAUUAUUAACUCGAGCUGUCUGUUUAUUU
Messenger RNA from Xyrauchen texanus (razorback sucker), 2907 nucleotides. RefSeq names its product sarcalumenin (gene srlb). NCBI's taxonomy places the organism in Eukaryota, Metazoa, Chordata, Actinopteri, Cypriniformes, Catostomidae. The transcript has 7 exons. The record is from RefSeq and is a predicted model, not a curated record. The coding region runs from base 5 to 1453 and encodes 482 amino acids. Gene Ontology annotation, molecular function: GTP binding.